Messenger RNA from Dictyostelium discoideum AX4, 1083 nucleotides. RefSeq lists its product as hypothetical. The transcript has a single exon. NCBI's taxonomy places the organism in Eukaryota, Evosea, Eumycetozoa, Dictyosteliales, Dictyosteliaceae. The coding region runs from base 1 to 1083 and encodes 360 amino acids. Gene Ontology annotation, biological process: L-cysteine biosynthetic process; transsulfuration; 'de novo' L-methionine biosynthetic process. The record is from RefSeq and is a predicted model, not a curated record. Gene Ontology annotation, molecular function: O-acetylhomoserine aminocarboxypropyltransferase activity; pyridoxal phosphate binding; transferase activity, transferring alkyl or aryl (other than methyl) groups.
AUGACAGAGAAUAGAGUUAUUCAAGAUUUAAGAGGAACACCAAUUUAUUGUAGAAGUAUUUCACCAGAUCAAAUUAAUAUAGUUCAAAAGUAUAUAGAUGCACAUACAAUUGGUGGACAUAAUAUUAAAAAGGUUAAAUUAAGUGGAAAGCUAACUAUAUCAGGAAGUAGUUCAAUUUAUUUAGUAAUGGCAAAUUUAAUUAAACAAGAGAAUCCAAAUGUAAAUAUAAUUAUAAGUGAUGAACUUUAUUGUGAUACACCAAAGAUUAUAAAAUCCUUUGGUGCCAAUACAAUUGAAGUAGAUGUAACCAAACCAAACUCGAUCAUACAACAAUUUCAAGUGAUUAAAAAUGGUGGAUUUGGUAAUAAGGAUGCAACCAAUAUACUCUUUGUUGAAAGUUCUUCAAAUCCAAAUGGGAAUAUAUUCCCAUUUGAAAUUUUACCAAAACUAAGACAACUAUCAAAGAAACUUUAUGUAGUGGUUGAUAAUACUUGGUUAACUCAUAUAAUAUUAAAUCCAUUCAAAUAUGAUGUUGAUAUUGUUGUAAACUCUUGUUCAAAAUAUUAUAGUGCAGGUCAAUGUAUUUCGGGUAUGAUCAUUUCAAAGCAUACUCAAUUUAUGAACAAUUUAGAAUCAUUUUCAAAAAUUAUGGGUUAUCAUGUUAGUGUAGAUUAUUGUAAAAUUUUAAUUGAAAAUUUUGAUUCACUAUCUGAUCGUUUAUUAAAAUCAGCUAAAAACACUCAAGAAUUAACAAAAGUUUUAAAAUCUUAUGGUUUAUUCAUCAGAAAUAGUUCAAAUCCUGAUGAUCCUUCAAAUCAAUUGGCUUUAAAAUAUUAUAAUUCUAUCGACAAUAAUGAAAUAAUUCAUCCAAGUGUAAUCAAUGUAAUUUUAAAUAAACCAAUUGGACUUGUAAAACAAUUACUCUUUGAUAAUAAUAUAAUAACUCAAACUUCUUUUGGUUCGAACCAUACAAAAGUUUGUAAUUUCAUUCAUUCAAUUACUCCAACUUCGACUCAAAUUAGAAUUUCUGUUGGUUAUGAUCCAAUUAAUUUUGAAAUGUUUUCAUUUUUAAAAGAAAAUUAA